This is a messenger RNA of Paramisgurnus dabryanus, 3496 nucleotides long. It is a transcript of the gene faah, whose product is annotated as fatty acid amide hydrolase. NCBI's taxonomy places the organism in Eukaryota, Metazoa, Chordata, Actinopteri, Cypriniformes, Cobitidae. Gene Ontology annotation, molecular function: amidase activity; fatty acid amide hydrolase activity. Gene Ontology annotation, biological process: fatty acid catabolic process. The record is from RefSeq and is a predicted model, not a curated record.
CGGAGCUCUAGGACAGAGUUCGAGAUUCUUUGAUGUCGUUUCGUCCUACGAGAGUUGUUAAAAGUCCACACAGCAGCAGUAGUUGCAGAACAGGUUCAUACUUAACCAGAAACAACAUCAAUUAUGGAGAUGUUUAAUCAUCUUCAUGCGAACGUGAAUAAUAAUUUGACAUCAGUUUGUACAGCCAGCGUAUGCGCUGCAGGCGCAUUAUUUCUCUUCUUGAAAUGGAUCAAUAAACAGAAGAUUCAGAAGAAAAUACUGAAGGCUCGGAAAAGAAGAGACAAAUCAUUUCAUGAAGCUAAACAAGCUGUGCAACAAUUUAAAAUAUCGAACCCUGACUUUGAGGGCAGUGUCAUAGUAUCUCUGUCAUUGCCAGAACUCAUUGAGAAACUCAAGGAUGGAUCCCUGCAGCCAGAUGCUGUGCUUCAUGCCUUCAUGGAAAAGGCUCUGCAGGUGAACGACAAACUGAACUGCAACACUCAGAUGCUGAUGGGCUCCGUGGAGCAGCUGAAAGACAUCAAGACUCAACAGAAAGGUCUUCUAUAUGGCAUCCCAAUCAGCAUCAAGGAAAACCUCGGAUAUAAGGGUCAUGACUCUACAUGUGGAGUGCUGAGUAAAAUAGAUCAGCCGGCGCUUAUGGACAGUGUGGUUGUUGCUGUGCUUAAGAGACAGGGCGCCAUUCCUUUCGUCAAGACAAAUGUCCCGCAGGGUCUUCUGAGUUAUGACUGCUGUAACCCAAUUUAUGGCCAAACCCUGAACCCCCACAACCUUCAGAAGACCCCAGGAGGUUCAUCCGGAGGAGAAGGAGCUCUGAUUGGUGGAGGUGGCUCCAUCCUGGGCCUGGGGACUGACCUCGCCGGGAGCGUUCGUAUCCCAUCUGCCUUUUGUGGGAUUUGUGGACUUAAGCCCACAUCAAACCGGAUAAGUUUGCGUGGAGCCAGUUCUUGUAACAAGGGCCAGAAGUCAGUCUUGUCAUCGAUUGGCCCCAUGGCGAGGGAUGUUGAGAGCUUGGCCCUCUUAAUGCAGGCUCUUCUCUGCGAGGACAUGUUCACCUUGGACCCCACCGUUCCUCCCAUACCGUUCAACCGCGAGGUGUAUGAGAGCUCAGAACCCCUGAGGAUUGGUUAUUAUGAGGUAGACGGUAACUUCCAACCAUCUCCAAGCACGGCCAGGGCCUUCAGGGAGACCAAGCACCUACUGGAGAGAGCAGGGCACACGCUGAUCCCGUUCAAACCCCCGCGAAUCACCACGGCCGCAAAUGAGCUGAUGAUUAAAGGGAUUUUGGCGGAUGGAGGUGCGACCCUCCUGAAAAACAUAGGGAAACCCAUUGACCCAACUCUUCAAUCUCAACUAAUGCCAUACAGACUCCCAAACUUCAUAAAGAAGAUUCUUUCUGUCAUUCUCAAGCCUAUUUAUCCACGGAUAUCUGCAUCCCUAAAUUCAAUAUGUGGUUUGAGGUCCAUACCAGAAUUAUGGCAACAACAUACACAAGUCGAGGAAUACAUUCAUGAGGUGUUUGCAGAAUGGAGAAGACUGAAUCUGGACGUUCUUUUGUGCCCAAUGCUCGGACCUGCCUACAAUUUCUUCUACUGCGGCAAACUCAACAGUGUUUUGAGUAUCACGGGUUUGUCUAAUCUGCUGAACUUCCCCGCUGGGACCGUACCCGUCUCUAAAGUGACAGAAGAGGAUGAAGCACAGCUUAAGCACUACAAGGGAUGCCACAGCGAUUUAUGGGACAAACUCUUUGUUAAGGCGGUGACAGGCGGUGUCGGUCUUCCUGUGGGAGUACAGUGUGUGUCUUUACCGUGGCAGGAAGAGAUGUGUCUGCGCUUUAUGAGAGAAGUGGAGAUGCUCACGGCCAAAAAUAAACUCAACAAGUAACAUUAAUGACAUCGUUCAUCUGAUCUUUAUGUCAUUACCUCUGAUUAUUAAAGAAUCUGGGUUGCUAACAAACAUGUUUUAUUACUUUAUUAACUUGGGGGGCGCCAGAUAGUGUCAGGGGCUCCCAUUUCUGAAAUACAUUAAUUUAUCUUAAAGGUUUAGUCAAUUUUCUUAAAAAAAAUCCAGAUAAUUUACUCACCACCAUGUCAUCCAAAAUGAUGAUGUCUUUCUUUGUUCAGUCCAGAAGAAAUUAUGUUUUUUAAAGGGAAAAUUUCCAAGGAUUAUUCUCCUUUUAAUGGACUUUAAUGGACCCCAACACUUAACAGUUUUAAUGCAGUUAAAAAUUGAAGUUUCAAAGGACUCUAAAUGAUCCCAAACGAGGCAUAAGGGUCUUAUCUAGAGAAAUGAUUGUCAUUUUUGGCAAUACAAAUAAAAAUAUGCACUUUUAAACCACAACCUCUUCUUCCUCCGGCUGUGUGACGACCCCCAGGGUGAACGUGAUUUCACCAAGUAGGAUGUGAUCCUGGAUCAACACCAUUGUUGGUCCUGGAUCAACAUUUUCUUUAACCAAUAAGAUUGCAGGAUUAGGAUUUGGGUGUAUGUUAGAUUUAGGUUUAGGAUUGGGUUAGGGGCUUUAAAAGUACCCCUCAAACUAUUAUUUCACACUAAUUUCAGGGUUUAAAAAUGGUUAGGGUUUGAGUUAAGGGUAAGUUGGGGUAUCUUUGAUUGAAACGUUAAUCCAGGAUCAACAAAAAAUGUUGAUCCAGGAUCACAUCUUACUUGGUGAAAUCAUGCAAUUGUGUAAUAAUGUCGAAAGGUCACGUGUUACAUAUAUGAAACGCACAUUUGCGGACCAUUUUAAACAAUAAACGCAUAUGUCAUCUGUGACCUCUUGACGUGAUGACGUAUUACGUGAGGUCGCGCUGGCGAGGAAGAGGAAGACGAGAAGUUUUUCAUGCCAAAACUGACAGUCGUUUCGCUAGACAAGACCCUUAUACAUCGUUUGGGAUCGUUUAGAGUCCUUUGAAACUGCAAUUUUAAACUGUGUAAAAAAGUGUUGAGGUCUGUUUAAGUCCUGGAAAAAUCCUGGAAUGUUUUCCUCAAAAAUAUUUCAGAUAGCGAUAUACUUCCUGGCUCCCUGUCUUUGUCGUUAAGCCUCACCAUUGGUUGAAUUUGAUAUACACAUUCAGACACAGUUACUUCUGGAGGUGUCCCCAAAGUGUCACAGCAGUGACGCAGCGCGAGUUCCCUCGAAAGGGAACACAAUGAAACUUUGCUCUCAUUUGAAAUGUGUCCUCACAUUUAGUCCUUGAAUUUGAGGGUAUUGGACCUGGAAAGUCCUUGAAAGGUCCUUGAAUUUGAAGUUAACCAAGCCGUGGGAGCCCUGCUUGAAAAUAUCUUCCUUUGUUUCAUGUGUAAGUGAGAACACACGCAUCACACAUUUUUAUUGAAUUUUUGAAUCACUAAUGUUGUGUCAUUGUUUUGUUGCCAGUUAUAUUGUUUUAUGUUUAAAGCUAAUUGCACAACCAGCUUCAUAUAAAGUCGUUAUAAAGUUUGAGAUUAAAUGCCAUAAAUGCAUUUUAUGAUGUAAUAAAGUCAUUUUAUGAAAUAAUUG